UCCCCAUUUCCAACUUCAGAAAAUAAAAGAGAAAUCCCCAAAAAUCAAAUCUGAAAUGGCAAUGCUUCCAUCGAAGGGAGUGGUGAUUUCAGUCCCAGUCCUCGUACUAUCUGUUGCCGCCGCCACGAUUUUUCUCUUUUUCCUCCUAUCCGCCCUAUCGUCAUCCCCUCCGCCGUGCACUUGCCCUAUUCCCACCACAGACUCCACCAGCACCGGUAGCUCCGCCGCCGACAGUGGUAAUGUAAGAUUUGGAGAUCGGAUCUCGGCUUCAGCAGAGGAUGUAGAAUGGGUGAAGAGUCAGAUCGAAGCCAAUGGAUUGCAUAUGCAACAGAAUGUGCUGCGUAAAGGCAUUAAUCCUCGCACUCGACGACAGCAGCUCCAAGAUCUCAUUCAGUUUAAAGGCAUAUCACACUAUGAAGGAGAAGAAGCAAACAACCACACUGCUCUGCCUUGUCCAGGCGAACUUCUUGUAGAAGAACACCAUAGCAAUUAUGGGGAGCCCUGGGCAGGAGGACGAGAUGUGUUUGAGUUUCUUGCUGAGUCUGUACAUUUAACGCCAAACUCAAAAGUUCUUGAGAUUGGAUGUGGCACACUGCGUGUUGGCUUGCAUUUCAUUCAGUACUUGAACCCUGAGCGUUUCCAUUGUUUAGAGAGAGAUGAGCUGUCUCUGAUGGCUGCACUUAGGUAUGAGCUGCCUUCCCAAGGCUUGUUGUACAAGCGCCCUCUGAUAGUAAAAGGUGAAGAUAUGAAUUUCAGUAAAUUUGGAGAUGGACCCACGUACAGUUUGAUAUAUGCAAGUGCUGUGUUUCUUCAUAUGCCCGACAAUCUUGUUUGGAUUGGACUAGAGAAGUUAGCGGGCAGACUGAAACCUUUUGAAGGUCGGAUUUUUGUUUCUCAUAAUAUAAAGUUUUGUUCGAGGUUGGGAGGAGAAGAAUGCACAAAAAGGCUAAAUCAUUUAGGGCUCGAGUAUCUUGGAAAGCACAGACAUGACAGUUUGCUUUUCAACCAUUAUGAGAUCUGGUUCGAGUUCAGGCGAUUUAAGGCUUAAAACAUGGAACAGAGAAUCAUUUGUGGACUUUUUGCUGGAAUUUGUAGCGUGCAACCAACUUCCUUGGACACUCGACUGGGAGCUACCUCAUUCUGUAAUUAGCUUGAGUAGUAUGCCAUCCAAAUGUGAAAGCCAGUGGGACUUGCCCCGUGUUUUUGAGAGGGUGGAGCCCUGCUCAAUGUGAACAAACGAGACGAGUACCAAACACGACGUGCUUCUGUAUUUGCAGUUACCCUAAAUUCACCUUCCAUGUAGAUGUUAUUAACGAGAGUGAUAACUCUCAUAACUUAAAAGACCGAUCACAUGUUUGUAUGUAAAGCUGUUUUUUUUU
Olea europaea var. sylvestris is the source of this 1379-nucleotide messenger RNA. RefSeq lists its product as uncharacterized. Bases 56 to 1048 code for a protein of 330 amino acids. The transcript is spliced from 2 exons. NCBI's taxonomy places the organism in Eukaryota, Viridiplantae, Streptophyta, Magnoliopsida, Lamiales, Oleaceae. The record is from RefSeq and is a predicted model, not a curated record.